Molecule: messenger RNA, 1070 nt
Organism: Trichobilharzia regenti
Lineage: Eukaryota; Metazoa; Platyhelminthes; Trematoda; Strigeidida; Schistosomatidae
Source: the annotation of a GenBank genome assembly
ACAUAACAUAUAUGAAUAUAAAUAAGAGGCGUUAUUAAGACCGAGUCUAAUCAGUUCAUUAAAUUCCUGUAAAGCGCUUCAGCUCAGUCUUCUAUAUAGAAGGUUACAGACCAUCAGAAUUACAUAGGGGGAUAUGUUUGUUAAGCAAUUAAUAUACAUUGAAUGUCAUGGGAAACUAAAGGGGCGAGUGCUUUUCAGUGUUGUGAUCACAUAGUUUGUCAACAAAUCCUACCUUUCAAGUUACAAAGAUAAUCUCAGCGUGAUUAUCAAUCAAUUAUUUGAUACUAAAUUUGUUAUGUACACACUAUUACGUGGUUUGUGGCGUUAUCUAUCACAAAAGGAUGAAUUUUCUGUCCUAAUAUUGGGAUUAGAUGGUGCCGGGAAAACAACGUAUCUAGAGCAAGCUAAGAUAAAUUUUGUUCCAAAUUACAAAUCAAUUCCAAUGCAAAAGAUUACCACUACUGUCGGUUUAAACAUUGGAUUUAUCGAGAUUGAUGGGAUACGACUUAAGUUUUGGGAUCUUGGUGGGCAAGAGGAACUUCAGUCCUUAUGGGACAAGUAUUAUGCUGAGUCAAACGGUAUUAUAUUUGUCGUUGACUCUGCAGAUUCUGAACGUUUUGAGGAAUCAAGAGAUGCUUUUGAUAAAAUGGUUAGGAAUCCUGUACUGGAUGGUGUACCUUUACUUGUUUUGGCCAAUAAACAAGAUCUGAAGAAUGCAUUCCAUCUUUCUGAAAUCAACAAAAUCUUUUAUGAUAGUUUGCGUUUGGUCGGGCAACGUCAGUGUACAUUUCAUGGUGUUAGUGCACUCAACGGAGAGGGAAUAAGCAGUAGUAUCAAAUGGAUGGUUGACAAGGUGAAAGCUAAUGCGGAACACAGACCACCCAAACAACUGGAGAUGGCAUGAUGUUUCAAUUCUUCUGUACAACAAACAGCAACAACUACUACUUGGUCUUUCUGAAAUUUGCAAAGGCUGAAAUUGUCUUUUAUGUAUUUAUUUCACACAAUUUGUAACGAUUCUUACAAUGAAUAAAUAAAUCAUAAAUGCAUGAACUUCUGUAUAACAAAAAAUA